GGGCCCUCCCCUCCCGCCUGCGGUCCGGGCUCGGCCGCCCCGGUGCCGCCCGCUCUGCCGCCGGUGCGGUUGUCCAUGGUGCGCUUGGCUCUGCCGCCCGCGGAGGAGCCGGGAGGCGCCGCCGAGCGGAGCAGAGUCUGCUUCAACCUGGGCCGGGAGCUCUACUUCUACGGCGGCAGCGGCGCCGGCGGCCGCGGGAGCCGCAGGUGCCUGGACCUGCAGAGGCCGAUCGACAAGCGCAGCUACAAGGGCACCCAGCCCACCUGCCACGACUUCAACCAGGCCACGGCUGGCACCGACUCCAUCGCCCUCCUGGUCGGCUUCUCGGCUGGGCAGCUCCAGUGCCUCGACCUGGUCAAGAAGGACUCCAGCAGGACCUUCAACGAGGAGCGCCUCAUCGACAGCACCAAGGUCACCUUCGUCAAGUGGCUGCCGGGCACCGAGAGGCUCUUCCUGGCCUCCCACGCCAGCGGCCGCCUCUACCUCUACGACGCCGCCCACCCCUCCCCCCCUUCCCCCCCGCACUACAGCCUGGUGGCGCAGGGGGAGGGCUUCCGCGUCUUCUCCUGCAAGGGGAAGGGGCCCCGCAACCCCCUGCUGAAGUGGGAGGUGGGGGAGGGCCCGCUGAACGAGUUCGCCUUCUCCCCCGACGGCCGCUGGCUGGCCUGCGUCUCGCAGGACGGCUGCCUCCGCGUCUUCCACUUCGAGGGCCGCCUGCUGCGGGGGAUGAUGAAGAGCUACUUCGGCGGCCUGCGCUGCGUCUGCUGGAGCCCCGACGGCCGCUACGUCGUCACCGGCGGCGAGGACGACCUGGUCACCGUCUGGUCCUUCGCCGAGGGCCGGGUGGUGGCCCGCGGCCGCGGCCACAAGUCCUGGGUCAACGCCGUCGCCUUCGAUCCUUUCGCCGGCGAAGGAGUCGGGGCCGGCGGCGCCGGCGGCGGGGAGGAAGGGGAGGAGGGAAAGGAAAGGGAAGGGGCGGCCGAGAGCCUCCCCGGCUCCUCCUCUUCUUCCUCCUCCUCCUCCUCCUCGUCGCCCCCCGCGCCGCCUCUUUCUCCUCCUCCCCUUCCUCGCCCCCCGCCCCCCGCCGUGACUUACCGCUUCGGCUCGGCGGGGCAGGACACUCAGUUCUGCCUCUGGGACCUGACCGAGGAGGUCCUCUCCCCGCCCCGACCCUCUCUCUCCCGGCCCCGCACCCUGCCCGGCUCGCCGGACGCCUCCCUGUCCUCCCCACCACCACCUCCUCCCUCUCCUCCUCCUCCUCCUCCUCCGGGGCUCCCUCGUUCCCUCUCCCGUUCCAACAGCCUCCCGCAGCCGGCGGCGCCGGGGAGCGGCGGCGGCGGCGGCUCCGCUCCUGCCUCCUCCUCUUCUUCUUCCUCCUCCUCCUCCUCCUCCUCCUCCUCCCGCGGCUCCGGCGCUGCCCCGGCGGCACCGGGCGGGGGUCGCUUCGCUACUUUAACCCUGCAGGAGCGGAAGGCAGCCCCGGGGGGAGGGGGAGGGGAGAGGGAGCACAAGCGGUACCACAGCCUGGGCAACAUCAGCCGCGGCGGCGGCGGCGGGGGGGAGAAACCGGGAGGCGGCGGGGGAGGGCUCGGCGGAGGGGGGGUCCCGGGGGGCGGGGGGAGCAAGCUGGACGCGGCCAAGGUGCUGGGCACGGCGCUGUGCCCCCGGCUCCACGAGGUGCCCCUGCUGGAGCCCCUGGUGUGCAAGAAGAUCGCCCACGAGCGGCUGACGGUGCUGCUCUUCCUGGAGGACUGCAUCGUCACCGCCUGCCAGGAAGGACUCAUCUGCACCUGGGCCCGGCCCGGCUCCGCC
Dryobates pubescens (Downy woodpecker) is the source of this 1812-nucleotide messenger RNA. It is a transcript of the gene DMWD, whose product is annotated as DM1 locus, WD repeat containing. Lineage: Eukaryota; Metazoa; Chordata; Aves; Piciformes; Picidae. The record is from RefSeq and is a predicted model, not a curated record. Gene Ontology annotation, molecular function: protein binding. The annotation marks the transcript as partial. The transcript is spliced from 3 exons.